AUGCCGCUGGACGAGGUCAAGACAUCGCGAUCACUUCCUGGCGGCUGGCUUGAAAGAGGUCACGGAGCUGUAGUUAUAUUUAUUAAAGAUUUUCGUGAUCCACUCGAGCGUCGUAAGAAACUUUUAUUGCGUCCGUGGGCAAGCAUCAAAGACGUUAAAGAUCAACUCCAAGUCGUUUUUAACGUACCUUCCAAUGCACAAAAGCUAUUUUAUCAAGGGCGAGAGCUGAAAAAUGCACAUAAUUUACAACAGUGCGGCAUUGAUCAAGACAACGCUGUUGUUGAUUUUGUGGCACGAAAACCACAGAACCUGGACAUACAUGAUUAUGACGGGGGAUACGAUAGUAGUACAAUCAAGGAGAAGAGUCGUUGUAUUGGGGUUAAUGAUACGGCUUUGUCCCGCGUGAAUGGUAGAAUAUCGAAGAACUUGCGGCCAGACCAGGUACCUGUCGUGAAUAUUCACCCGUACGGUGUUCAUCUACUUCCAGUUACUCUGAUGAAGGUCACACACCAGGCUUUACAAGGUCUUGCAUUGGGUCUCGCACCAGUAUUAGCAAUGGACGGUACCGGAGGCACAUAUUUCUUUAAAGAUCCAUCUCAUCGUAAUGUAGGUUGCUUCAAACCUCAAGAUGAAGAACCGUUUGGGCCUAAUAAUCCGCGUGGGUUAGUCGGACACCUGGGUCAGAGUGGACUUCGUCGAGGGAUUCUUUCUGGAGAAGCCUGUGAGCGUGAACUCGCCGCCUAUAUACUGGACAAGGAUCACUUUGCUGGAGUUCCCGCGACAUCCCUUGUUGAGUCACGGCAUCCGGUAUUCAAUUAUUCGAGCAGCGCAGGCGCUUUGUAUUUUAAAAUUGGAUCGUUUCAAGAAUUUGUACGACACGACGAUGUGACCGCAACGAUGCAAAUAUUCUCGUGCGUAAACGACGGUCACCUACCAAAGAUCACGCAGACCCAAGAAGAUGCAGAUCGCUUGGCUGAACAAAUUCCAUUGCGGCGUGCUUGUAGACGCAACAUGAUUAUCGCUAGUAUGGUGGUGCAGAGAAGUAUCCGUGCCGAUCUCAAAUUAUUUGAAAUUGCUCGUUUCAUGUGUCGUGAAGAUCUGGACGCGCCUUCCACUUUAGAGCAGCUAUGCAUUGAAGCAUUUCACCAACUGCAGGUAGUCAAGCAGCGCAAGCAAAACGACGCUCUAUUUUACAACAUCCAUAUACCGCCACCAAAUGCGCUUGCCGGGAAGGCAAGCGAGUCCGUUGCUGCGACUGAGGAUCAACGACCUGUUCCGUUCACAAAUUUGUCCUCAAAUCGAGUGCCGUUUCGAAAUUUACAAGUAUCAAUUGACCCCUCCUGUUGCAGUGAAGCGUAUUGUUUUGAGCAGUCCCCUAGUGCUAGUGGAGCUCAAUCUCCACCUGGGUUUUGGGCUAGCUUUGCUCCAUUUAGUUCAGAAAAACGAAAAAAAGACAAGACAACCCCUCUUGACAAUUAUUCAGGAUCCGGCGAUAGAGAAAAGCAUUUUGAAAUGAAUCCACCGCGAACUUUGCGCAAUUGGGACGAAAUGGCAUUGACCGCUCUCUCUGACGCUGCCCAUCACGCAAGUGGUGGAUAUACAAAAUCAAUUGCUUCGCCGAUUGAAGCAUUAUCCAAUGACCAUGAAACGUCGGCAAGUUCCCGAUCCCCUAUAUCUUCAUUUAUCAGCGUAGAGGAUGAUAAGAAUGACUUUGAAAUUCUAAAUGACGCUCUCGAUGAUGACGUCCAGGAUGAAAACUUAUUUCUCAGUAUCUUAAGUCGGUUGCUGGAUGAACGUAUCGAAAUUGUCAAAUCACGGCAAGUUCAAGAAUUCAAGCGAAAUCAACGUGCCGAUUGUAAUAACAGAAUCAGAUCUAGAAUGAGUAAAAACUCACACGACGAUGUGCCGAAUCUUUGGACUUGCGCUCGAUCAUCUGAGGCUACACCAAUUUUAGCACGCCUGCUGCGAGACGAAGCACCUCCAGAUGAUCGCAAUGAUUAUGGUGAGACAGCACUGCAUGUGGCAGCAUCACACGGAAACGAUAAAGCAGUCAUACUUCUUCUUCAAUAUGGAGCCGACAUAAUGGGAGCAGAUUGGGAAUCUGGCUGGACGCCACUGCACCGUAGUUUGUACCACCAACAUCUAUCGACAUCUUUGUUGCUUCUGCGUCAUGCCCAGAUGCGCUUUGGGAGGAAAUUUUUGCGAAAGUAUCUGUACGAAACAAUAGAUCAUUCGCAGCAGAGUCCGUUGCAACUACUUUCGACAAGACUACAGCGGGAAAGCAAGCAUGUGUCAAACACAGCAAAUUCGCAUAAUGGCGGUCUUGUGUAUACUUUUGGAAAGCGAGACUAUCAGCUGGGAUACCACUUACCAAAUGCAGAUAUGCAAGUGACUCCACGACUCGUAAACAUUCCUGCUAGCUCACCAAUAACUCAAGUUAGCGCCAGCAAGUAUCACACCAUUGCACUCAAUGCAGCAGGCGAAUGCUUUGUUUGGGGAUUUGGUAAAGGUGGUCGCCUUGGUACUGGAAACGAAUUUGACUGUAUUGAGCCUACACGUCUAACAUCACUAGAGACCACACCUAUAAAAAAAGUGGCCGCGGGUGAGAAUCAUACGAUGGCGCUUUCUCGAACUGGCCAAGUUUUCUCAUGGGGAUCAAAUAGCUUCAGACAACUUGGAUACUCUGAAAAAAACACUUUGAUACAUAGUCGUCUCACACCGAAGCGUGUUGAUGCUCUUCGUUACCAGGUUGUGGCUGAGAUCGCAGCGUCUGGAUGCCAUUCUGCUGCAAUCGAUGCUAAUGAUGGUGCAUUGUACACCUGGGGCAGUAAUCGACGGGGUCAACUAGGGCGAAAGGAGAGGUGCGGAACAGAUCAGACUGACGCAACUCCUCGAAGUGUUGAUGCACUCUGUUUGCGACACUCGAUGUGCGUUGUUUACGGUGACUAUGAUUCUAUCCGUGCGGAGAAGAUAGCGCUGUCGGAUUGGCAUACUAUAGUGGUUCUACGCUGCGCUCAUAAUGGCCGCAGUCUAGGUCAAGUUUGGCAAUUCGGCUACGGCUCCUAUCGUCCUAGUCGUGUGAAUAUUACAUCUGCCGUCUCGACAAUUGUAACCGGUUCUGUCAUGUGCGACACAUGGAUUCCCACUUGUAAGCAGCGCGAUUUAGACAUUUUGGAUGUGUCGUGCGCUCAAAACCAUUCCAUUGCAUUAAGUGCUUGUGGCUCUGUUUUCACUUGGGGGCACAAUGCGCCAGCACUUUCACACCAAUCAAGCAACAUUUCUCGAAACAAAUGUGCUCAUUUGUCAAGGAAUGGUGUGCCACCGAUACCGUCACCUAGUGCACCUCAGAAAGUAUUGCUUGCUACUUACGGACCUGUGACAAGUGUGUGUGCUUUUCAGGAUCACUGUGCCGUUGUUACGCAGCAAGGUGAUCUUGUGACAUGGGGCUGUGGCCAACAAGGUGUAUUGGGUCAUGGACGUGAUAAUACGUGGCAGCCAAAACCAAAGCGUGUUAAAGGUGUGAAAAAGGCUGUUGCAGUAGCUGCAGGCCAUCAACACAUGGCAGUGCUUGUUGCACCCCUGCAUCCCGAAUUUAGCACUAUCACAGAUGAUACAUCAUGUUGCCAGGGCGUGGUGCCCUCUUUAGUAACUUUGGUGGAGAGUAAAAUUGCAGCAUAUGUGGACAUAAUGAAUUGUGCAUCAGUAUGGCAUCAUGCUGAACGCUAUGCUGCAGUUCGAUUGUCACGCUACUGUGUUGAGUACAUGCAAUACAAUUGGGACGCUGUGUUAGACUCCGUUGGGCGAGAUCGCAUGGAAUUGCUUUAUGAUCUGAUGCUACCGCCUGUACAGGAUUUAAAUCUAGAGGAAAAAUCAUUAUCAGUAGAAGUGGUGGAGAAGCCUGGCAAGAAAAAGAGAAGUGCAAAGAGACCAACAAAAGAAAUCAAAAAUGAACCCACACCGUUGAUCGCUACAUCGAAAGAACCUCCUACAGUCUGUCAACGAUUGGUGACAGUGGCCAGCUUGGAAAGCAUUUCGAUCAAGUCAUCCUCGACGUCAAACAAGGCGACUAGACACCGCAAGAGCAGAAAUAGCAAAUUUCCCCUGGCACUUGACUGA
Molecule: messenger RNA, 4116 nt
Organism: Plasmopara halstedii
Lineage: Eukaryota; Oomycota; Peronosporomycetes; Peronosporales; Peronosporaceae
Product: Phosphatidylinositol kinase (PIK-F)
Exons: 12
Coding region: 1-4116 (1371 amino acids)
Molecular function (GO): protein binding
Source: RefSeq, a predicted model, not a curated record